UGCGGGCCGGUUCACGCUUGUUCGGCGGCUGCUCCCGGAAGCCGCCCGUCGGGGCAGGUCUCGUACUGGGGUCUGGGACCCGGGAUCCGCGCCCAGCGGUUAGGCACGAUGCGGCUAGGCUCCGGGACCUUUGCCGCCUGCUGCGUGGUGAUCCAGGUGCUCGGGGUCGCGCUUUUCCUUCGGGGAUUCUUCCCGGCUCCGAUUCGUUCCUCCUCCAGGACGGAGCACCAAGCAGAGCCUCCAGCGCCCGAGCCCUCAGCUGGAGACCGUUCCAACUGGACCAAGCUCCCACCACCUCUAUUCAGAAAAGUUGUUAUUAUGCUGAUAGAUGGCUUGAGAGAUGAUUUUGUGUUUGGGUCAAAGGGUGUGAAAUUUAUGCCCUACACAACUUAUCUUGUGGAGAAAGGAGCAUCUCAUAGUUUUGUGGCUGAAGCCAAGCUGCCUACAGUUACUAUGCCUCGAAUCAAGGCAUUGAUGACAGGGAGCCUCCCCGGCUUCAUCGAUGUUGUCAGGAACCUCAAUUCCCCCGCACUGGUGGAAGACAACGUGAUCACACAGGCAAAAGCAGCUGGGAAAAGAAUUAUUUUUUAUGGAGAUGAAACAUGGGUGAAACUAUUCCCAAAGCAUUUUGUGGAGUAUGAUGGAACAACCUCAUUUUUCGUGUCAGAUUAUACAGAGGUGGAUGAUAAUGUUACAAGGCAUUUGGAUAAAGUAUUAAAAAGAGGAGAUUGGGAUGUGUUAAUCCUCCACUACCUCGGGCUGGACCACAUCGGCCAUGUGUCUGGGCCCAAUAGCCCUCUGAUCGGGCACAAACUCCGGGAGAUGGACAGUGUCCUGAUGAAGAUACACACCUCACUGCUGUCCGAGGAAAGAGAGACUCUUGUACCCAAUUUGCUAGUUCUUUGUGGUGAUCAUGGCAUGUCGGAAGCAGGAGGUCACGGGGCCUCUUCCAUGGAGGAGCUUAACACCGCCCUGAUCUUAAUCAGUUCUGCAUUUGAAAGAAAACCUGGUGACAUCAGACGUCCAAAGCAUGUUCAACAGACUGACUUGGCUGCAACCCUAGCAAUAGGGCUUGGUCUUCCGAUCCCAGGGAACAGUGUUGGCAGCUUGCUGUUCCCCACGGUGGAAGGGAGACCUGUGAGAGAACAGCUGAGGUUUUUACAUUUAAAUGCAGUGCAGCUCAGCAAAUUACUGCAAGAGAACGUGCCAUCCUACACAAAAGAGCCUGGAUUUGAGCAGUUUAAAAUGUCAGAGAGGUUGCAUGGGAACUGGAUCAGACUGUACUUGGAGGAAAAUAACUCAGAAGUCCUUUUCAACCUGGGAGCCAAGGUUCGCAGGCAGUACUUGGAGGCCCUGAGGACCCUGAGCCUGUCCCUGAGCAGACAAGUGGCCCAGUACGACAUCUACUCGAUGCUGGUGGGGACUGUCAUGGUUCUGGAGGUUCUAGUGCUGCUCCUACUGAGCAUCCCACAGGCUCUGAGCAACAAGGCUGAACUGGAGGUCCCUCUAUGGUCGCCUGUGUUUUCUCUGCUGUUUUAUUUGGUGUUCCUGGUUCUUUCUGCUCUUCACGUCAUCGUGUGCACCUCGGCCGAGAGUUCGUGCUAUUUCUGCGGCCUCUCGUGGCUGACGGCAGGUGGAGUGAUGGCACUGAUCUCUGCACUGCUCUGUGCGGUCGUGUCUGCUCUUGCCAAGGUGUUUGCUGAUGGGAAACACCUGAGGAAGAAUCCAGCUCAUCCAAAGGCACGAUGGUCGGAGUUAGAUGUCCUUAUCUUACUGGGGACCCUGGGCCACGUGCUGAGUCUGGGUGCGAGCAGCUUCGUUGAGGAGGAGCACCAGACCUGGUAUUUCCUCGUCAACACCCUGUGUCUGGCUCUGUGUCACGAGCUCUACAAAAACUGCUUUCUGAGGGACGACGGUGAGCCCCAGCCGUGCUCACACGUGGAGCAGGGACUCGUCAGCAGUGAGCCAGCCUUAUGGGACAGGAACAUCCACUGUAACGUGUCCGAGCCCCACAGAGUGUCUAAGAGCCCUACUUCCCUUGACACGCUCAGAGGCUACGAGAAGUGGAUGGUGUUAGCAAGCCCAUGGGUGAUACUUACCUGCUGUCGGCUGCUGCGGUCACUCAACCAGACGGGUGUGCAGUGGGCCCACCGGCCUGACCUGGGGCAUUGGCUCACCAGCUCUGAUCACAAAGCUGAACUCUCUGUUCUGGCUGCCCUUUCGCUCCUUGUGAUUUUCGUGCUAGUUCAGAGGAGGUGCUCCCUGACGUCAAAAGUAGCCAUGGCACUUGGCCUGCUGGGCGUCUAUUGCUACCGGGCAGCCAUUGGAAAUGUCCUGUUCCCAUGGCAACGAGACAGCAAAGACAUUUCAAAGGGUGUUAUUGAAGCUCGUUUUGUUCAUGUCUUUGUCCUUGGCAUUCUGUUCACGGGCACCAAAGAUUUGCUUAAAUCUCAAGUCAUUGCUGCAGACUUCACAAUCAAGACUGUGGGUUUAUGGGAGAUAUAUAGUGGAUUAGUUCUUCUGGCCGCUUUGCUUUUCAGGCCACAUAAUCUGCCAGUCUUAGUGUUGAGCCUCUUGAUUCAGACACUAAUGACUAAAUUCAUCUGGAAGCCUCUGAGGCAUGAUGCAGCUGAGAUCACUAUAAUGCAUUAUUGGUUCGGUCAAGCAUUCUUCUAUUUCCAGGGAAACUCCAACAACAUAGCCACAGUGGACGUCUCAGCAGGCUUCGUGGGCCUGGACACCUACAUGGAGGUCCCAGCUGCGUUCCUGACAGCAUUUGCCACGUUUGCAGGGCCUGUGCUAUGGGCCAGCCACUUAGUGAGCUUCCUGAGCUCAGAAACCCGCAGUGGUUCUGCACUGAGUCACGCUUGCUUCUGCUACGCACUGACCUGUUCUUUUCCAGUCUCCGCAUAUAUCAUUUUGGUGACAUCCCUGCGUCACCAUUUGUUUAUAUGGAGUGUGUUUUCUCCAAAACUUCUUUAUGAGGGAAUGCACGUCCUCAUCACAGCUGCCAUCUGUGUGUUCUUCACGGCCAUGGAUCAAACCAACACAAAGUCUUAGCCACUGCAAAAACAAUAUGUUUUUAAAGUCUACUAUUCACUUCAUGCAUUUGGGUAAUGAAAUAAAGAUCUGCCUAAACACAAAAA
Messenger RNA from Neogale vison (American mink), 3146 nucleotides. RefSeq names its product phosphatidylinositol glycan anchor biosynthesis class G (gene PIGG). Bases 109 to 3060 code for a protein of 983 amino acids. Gene Ontology annotation, biological process: GPI anchor biosynthetic process. Gene Ontology annotation, cellular component: endoplasmic reticulum membrane. The transcript has 13 exons. The record is from RefSeq and is a predicted model, not a curated record. NCBI's taxonomy places the organism in Eukaryota, Metazoa, Chordata, Mammalia, Carnivora, Mustelidae.